AUGGUGCUGAAUAGCCGCCACAGCGCCCCCCUCUGGGCAUCUGCAGCGGUGAACAGUGAAUUGUGUGUUUUAUUUUCUCAAGGGGAGGUCCUCAGGAGGCGGUCCUCAGCAGGUCCACUGGAGGAGGUCCUCUGGAGGAGGUCCUCUGGAGGCGGUCCUCAGCAGGUCCACUGGAGGAGGUCCUCUGGAGGAGGUCCUCAGGAGGCGGUCCUCUGGAGGAGGUCCUCAGCAGGUCCUCAGGAGGCGGUCCUCAGCAGGUCCUCUGGAGGAGGUCCUCUGGAGGCGGUCCUCAGGAGGCGGUCCUCUGGAGGAGGUCCUCAGGAGGAGGUCCUCAGCAGGUCCUCUGGAGGAGGUCCUCUGGAGGCGGUGAUCCGCAGCAGAAUGCAGGGAGUGGGAGGAGGUCCAUAA
Molecule: messenger RNA, 408 nt
Organism: Knipowitschia caucasica
Lineage: Eukaryota; Metazoa; Chordata; Actinopteri; Gobiiformes; Gobiidae
Source: the annotation of a GenBank genome assembly